Conger conger (European conger) is the source of this 2554-nucleotide messenger RNA. RefSeq names its product taxilin gamma (gene txlng). The transcript has 10 exons. The coding region runs from base 90 to 1538 and encodes 482 amino acids. Gene Ontology annotation, molecular function: syntaxin binding. Gene Ontology annotation, biological process: regulation of cell cycle. Lineage: Eukaryota; Metazoa; Chordata; Actinopteri; Anguilliformes; Congridae. The record is from RefSeq and is a predicted model, not a curated record.
ACUGGAUUUGCAGUCGGUACUCUUGCUAAAGUCCCUCCCCUUCUUAUAUAGCUAGCGAGAUAUUUCCCCACUUUAUAUUUCGUCACAACAUGGCGACGCAUUCUGAUGCCAGGGUCGAUUUAAACCCAGAAAACAACCAGUUUGGUAGCUCUUUCAUGGAGACAGCCGGGGUUUGUGGGAUGCAGGUGGCGUCCCGGGGGCUUUUGGGGAGCAGUUGCUCCCUCCCUGACCUGGACAGCUCCAGCCGUGCUGCACUGGAAGGCCUUGGAGAGUUGUCCAUUGCCUGCUGCAGCGAGGAGUCCAGGGGGGAGACCCCGGGGCGCGAGGACAGCCGUAUCGACCCCCCUGACGGAGAGCUCGACCCUGACGGUGAAAAAACAAAGGAAAAGAAAGGUUUAGGAAAAGAGGUUUUGUUGUUAAUGCAAGCCCUGAACACACUGGCAUCACCGGAGGAGAAACUGGCUGCCUUGUGCAAGAAAUACGCUGACCUGCUGGAGGAGAGCCGGAGCAUGCAGAAGCAGAUGAAGGUGCUGCAGAAGAAGCAGUCUCAGAUCGUCAAGGAGAAGAUCCACCUGCAGGGCGAGCACAGCAAGGCCAUUCUGGCACGCAGCAAGCUGGAGAGCCUGUGCAGGGAGCUGCAGAGACACAACAAGACACUGAAGGAGGAAAAUACCCAGAAAUCCCGGGAGUAUGAGGACAGGCGCAAGGAAGCCACGUUGCACUUUCAGAUGACGCUCAAUGAGAUCGAGGUCCAGAUGGAGCAGCACAACGUGCACAACAGCAAGCUGCGGCAGGAGAACGCCGAGCUUGCCGAAAAGCUGAAGAAACUCAUUGAGCAGUACGAGCUCAGGGAGGAGCACAUAGACAAGGUGUUCAAGCACAAGGAGCUACAGCAGCAACUGGUGGAUGCCAAGCUGCAGAGGACCGCAGAGCUGAUGAGGGAGGUGGAGGAGAAGCACCAGAGGGAAAGGGAUUUUCUCCUUAAGGAAGCUACGGAGUCCAAGCACAAAUGUGAGCUGAUGAAAGAACAGGAAUCCCAGCUCAAACAGCAGCUCUCUCUAUAUAUGGACAAAUUUGAGGAGUUUCAGACAACCCUUGCUAAGAGCAAUGAAGUGUUCACAACUUUCCGGCAAGAAAUGGAGAAGAUGACGAAGAAGAUCAAGAAGCUGGAGAAGGAGCUGAUGCUGUGGCGUACAAAGUGGGAGAACAACAACCAGGCCUUGCUUCAGAUGGCUGAGGAGAAAACUGUGCAAGACAAGCACUACAAGGCCCUCCAGGCAAAACUGGAGAGACUGGAAAACCUGGGUAGGGCCCUACAGAGGGAGCGCAACGACCUCAAUCACACGCUGGAGGGUCUGCAGUGCUCCCCGGUGCAGGGGGCCGGGGCGGGGGAGGGGACUGGGCCCCCUGGCCUCCAGCUGGAGGACCAACCUGACGGGCAGUCCUCUGAAGAGGAAGAGGAAGGGGUAGAGUCUGACAGGGAGGGCGUGGGGCUACAGCCUCCUCCCCCUGUUUCAGAGGGGGGACUCUGCCCAUAACCCUGCCCAGGUACAGCCCCUCGUUGACUGAGCCAGGCCCAGAGGGGCUUUUGUUUGGAGGUAUAUAUAUUUUUGUGUAAUGAUUAAUGAUAAAGUAAGAAGAAUACUUGCAAUAGUGAAUAUAAUAUUUACUCUGUACAUGGUAAAUAUAUGGCUUUGUGGUGAGGAUUUCAUACUCCCGUUUUCUACAUCUGUAUUUUCUUAGGAAACUUAAUGUGGUGAAGGGCAGCUGUGAUGCUUUAGCGUUAGGUUCUUGCUUUGUACUUCUUUUAUUUUUUUUUUUGCGCAUAUCUGCCUCAUUUUUAUGAAUUAUUCUUUCCAAUUGACGAUUCCAAGUCUCGCCACUAAUAUUCAUGUGAAUUAACAUUUCAAAAUCAUUUAAGAAAAGAACGUAUAGGGCUAUAUUUAAUUAGUAUCACUUAAUCUGUUAUGUUGAUGGUAUUUUAACAGAUUUUUCGUAGUAUAGUUUGCUGAGGAUUAGUUCUCAAGGAUUAGAACUCGCACACAGCGUAAGAUUUAAAAUCUUCAUCAUCCUUUGGUUAAAUUUAGAGGAAUGAAUACUUGCUGUUGACCACAGUUCAUGUGUGAUGAUGGUUUACAGCUUGAGCUAAAUGGUACAUUCUCUCUGAUCUCCUCAGAACAGCCUAUCUCAGUGCUGACUGGAUUGUACUGUAGCUUUAACAUUUGUGUUUGGAAAUUUACAGUUUUAUGGAAUACGUACCAGUUAACGUCUUGGCAGAUGCAGUCUAGGUUAGGGUCCUAAUGAAUGUUUUGCAUUCCAAAAUAAUCUUCAGUUUUCAAACAUAUCGCCCUGCUAACUUUGACAGACAGUAGCAUCUCAGUGUAGUGUCAUGUAGUGUCCUUUGUUUCCCUUCUUAAACUUAAGUUGACUAAGAUACUUGUGUAUUUUAAGUGACCUCUUCCUUCUCAUGUCUUUAAUCCAUUAUAUUGGAGAUACAGAAUGUGAUUUCUUUUUUGUACUUUGAAAUGAACACAAAUAAAUUGCAUCUAAUCCA